CAAAAUCAAGACUAAAUCUCGGCCGUUUGAUGAAUAUAUGGAGAACUAGGAUUGAAGGACACAAAUUAAGUAUGUGGAUAACACACAUUUGGUGUAUAUAUUGAGAGGUAUCUUAAAUCUUGUCUUCCUUCACUCAUUACAAUCAAGCCUAAUGGAUAGAUCUUCCCAUCUCUGCCUCCUUAUAGCAUCAUUCUUACUACUUCAAUGGUUGAUUGUUUAUAGCUCAGCCAAAUCAGAUAUCAACCCUGAUCGUUCUUCACUUAUUGCCUUCAAAUCUCGAAUAUCUUUAGAUCCCCAUUAUAUAUUGUCUCAAAAUUGGAGCUCCGGAAGCAAUAUCUGUAGUUGGAUGGGAGUUACAUGUGAUUCUCGCUAUCACAGGGUGACGCAGUUGAAUAUAUCGUCCAUGGGUCUCGUAGGAACCAUCCCACCUGAAAUCGGGAAUCUUUCUUUUCUCGUUUCGUUAGACUUGAGCGAGAACUCUUUUCGUGGUCCUAUUCCUUCAUCUAUUUUCAACAUGUCAAGUUUAGAAGUAUUGAAAUUGAGGAAUAAUAGUUUGUCAAGUAGCCUACCAAUUGAUAUGUGCAAACAAAAUCUGCAUGGACUCAAGAGACUUCAUAUUUCUUACAACAAGUUGUUUGGGGAAAUACCAUCAAGUUUGGAGCGUUGUUCACAGCUUGAGUAUGUUUCUUUGGUCAGCAAUAAUUUUAGUGGACACGUGUCACCUCAAAUUGGGAACUUGACAUUGCUUCAAGUGUUAUACUUGGGUUCCAACAAUUUAAGGGGUAAUAUUCCAAGGGAAAUUGCGAACUUGACAUUGCUUCAAUUGUUGGACCUUAGUACCAACAAGUUGAGUGGUAAUAUUCCAAAAGAGAUUGGUUAUCUUACAAAGUUACAAGGUUUGGGCAUGAGUUUCAAUGAGUUUUCAGGCCCUAUACCUGCAACUAUUUAUGGCAUGACUUCCUUGGUGUAUUUUGACUUUGCAUGGAAUGAUUUGAGUGGAUCAUUAUCAAGAGAUAUUGGAAACAUGACAUCCCUUCGCAGAAUAGGCCUUGAAGAAAAUAAUCUAAUUGGUGAAAUUCCAAAAGAGAUCGGUCGUCUUAUUAACUUCGAACGAUUGAGCAUGUGUUGCAACAAUAUUAGUGGUUCAGUGCCAAGAGAACUUGGGAACUUGACAGCCAUGUUUGGUGUAUACCUUCACAAUAAUGCUUUAAGUGGUCCAAUACCAAAAGAGUUUGGUCGUCUUGGUAAUUUAUGGGAGCUCCAAUUGAAUCAAAAUUUUCUAAUCAGUGGAUCCAUACCAAAGGAAAUUGGGAACAUGACAUCCCUUUCUUAUUUAUUUCUUUAUAGUAAUAAAUUAAAUGGUGAAAUUCCAAAAGAAAUAUUUCGUAUCAAAACUUUACUGGAAUUGAACAUCGGAAGCAAUCAACUUCGUGGAUCACUACCGAGAGAAAUUGGUAACACAACCAUUCAAAAAUUGUGGAUUAACAACAAUAAUCUAAGCGGUCCAAUACCAUCCACCUUUGUGAAUCAAUCAGAGCUGAUUAAUUUCGCACUACAUAGUAACAACUUCAGUGGAAAGAUUCCACCAUCCAUUUGCAACUUGGGAACCCUCCAAACCCUCUUUCUAUCAAACAAUAAUUUGGAAGGAGAAGUCCCAAAUUGUCUUGGAAACAUGAGCACAUCUCUGUUAAUCCUUUAUUUGAAUGCAAAUAAACUUAGUGGUCUCAUCCCAUCAACAUUUACAUUGGGUUGCAGUCUUCGGUCAAUUAAUCUGAAUGGAAACAGAUUGAAUGGAACACUGCCCCAAACCUUAGUUAAUUGCCAUGGUCUGUGGGGCGUCGACAUUGGUGAUAAUGAAAUACGAGGUCCGUUUCCCUUCUGGAUGGAAACACUCCCUGAACUUCGCAUCCUCGUGUUGAGAAAAAAUAGGUUCAAUGGUACAAUGUUGGAGGCUGCAAGCAGUACUGAGCAACCGUUUCCAAAGUUGCAAGUCUUGGAUGUAUCACAAAAUGCAUUUGUUGGCGCGCUACCUGAUAGAUAUUUCAAGAAAUUUCAAGGUAUGAUAGAUGCCAAUGAAAAGCAUACCGAUGAAGAAAAUGUCUUUCUAAGAUAUAUAGAGUUGACACUCACUUUGAAAGGAAUGGAUCUGUUAUUGCAGCGACUAUUGGAUACCUUUACAACUAUUGACUUAUCCUCCAACAAAUUCUCUGGGAGCAUUCCACCUUCUAUAGGGGAUCUUAAGUCUCUAAGAUACUUGAAUCUGUCUUACAAUACCCUCACAGGACAUAUACCGCCAUCUCUAGGACGUAUGAGUUGGCUCGAGUCGUUGGACUUGUCUUCAAACAAUCUAGAUGGAAAAAUUCCGAAUGCAUUGGUAAGGUUGACAUUUCUUUCAAAGAUAAACCUUUCGAUGAAUAAUCUUGAGGGAAAAAUACCACUGUCUGCUCAACUUUCCACAUUUGGUAAUGAAUCAUAUGUGGGAAAUGAACGAUUGUGUGGAUUUCCAUUGACAAAACUAUGUCUUGAAAAAUCAAUGAUUCCUCAAGAAGAUGAUGAUGGUGAGUCUGGAUUUCUUGAUGAAUUUGUAGAUGGAUUUGGUUGGAGAAGUGUGGUGGUAGGGUAUGCAUAUGGAUUUGUAAUUGGAAUUGGAUGUGGUUACAUGAUUAUAAGAUAUGGAAGGCCAAGAUGGUUAGUCGAAUUCUUGUUCGGUGUUGGAUAUAAUCGAAGAGACGAAAUGGAGGAAGAACAACACCAACAAGAAGGAGAUUCUGGACGAAUAUUUUGGUUUACUUGAGCUUGAUUUAGAACUCUCGCAUGUUGAAAGCAAUUAAUGUAUGGUGAUUUUCUAUGUUCAAGUUGUAAUAAAAAUUCACACGCUAAGACAGACCUUAUUGCAGUUUGCAUGAUUUUUUUUGUAUUUUUUUCAAAUUUUCCUAA
This is a messenger RNA of Salvia splendens (bonfire salvia), 2937 nucleotides long. Its product is annotated as LRR receptor-like serine/threonine-protein kinase GSO2. Bases 152 to 2794 code for a protein of 880 amino acids. NCBI's taxonomy places the organism in Eukaryota, Viridiplantae, Streptophyta, Magnoliopsida, Lamiales, Lamiaceae. The record is from RefSeq and is a predicted model, not a curated record. The transcript has 7 exons. Gene Ontology annotation, molecular function: protein binding.